Capsaspora owczarzaki ATCC 30864 is the source of this 2395-nucleotide messenger RNA. RefSeq lists its product as hypothetical. The transcript is spliced from 3 exons. The coding region runs from base 20 to 2269 and encodes 749 amino acids. The record is from RefSeq and is a predicted model, not a curated record. Lineage: Eukaryota; Filasterea; Ministeriida; Capsasporidae.
CUUGAGUCAUUUUCUCUCAAUGAGCAGCAGCAUCGGCGGCUCUGCGGUGGACGAUGGCGCCGCCGCGGUCGUGUCUGUCGGGCGGCACUUUCUUGAGGCCGUGUCGCCCAUGUUCCUGAUGCCCGCAGCCAUCGCGUCGACGGGCGGCAUCUCGCGCACCCAGCCCAGCCAUCUCGCUGCUGACAUUGAGCUCGCCUUCCUCACGCUCGCCUCACGCGCGCGGCUACUUCCAGGCGGCGACGAGCGUGAGACAAGUACCGUGUCAGAUUGGCUGGCCGACAAGGCACGGGACAUUCGCGCACUGCUGCGGGAGACACGCAUCGAGCUGCUGCUUGCAUCGUUGCUCAUAAGUCUGAUGGAGCACACUGCCAAGAGCACGCGCACGACGCGGGAAUCGGACGCAGGGACGACCGCUGGUUAUGCUGCUGCGGUUAGCAAUCCCGCCAGCGCCAAUGCCAUCCCAAGUACGACAACUACUACUCCUCGAGUAACUACUACAGCUGCUACGGUCCCUACUCCUGCGCCUAUCGAGGUCGCUCAUCAGACGAUUGGUACAAAGACGAGGAAUGACACGGUUUCGUCCAACUCGAGCACGUCUGCGGAAGCAGCACCCCCGCAAUCCAGUCGAGUUCCUCCUUCUUCAGCUGCAUCCACGCAUGUAACAGCAGCAGUAGUACCACCAUCCACAACACCCGGACAAGCGAUGGACGAUGCGUUGCUCGAGCUGGAACAGCUGCAAAGCAAUGUCCUCGGCGACAUCCUCGAUGAAUUUAUUAACGUCAUGGCCACGAUGCAGCCAGAGGAGCUCAAGACGGCAACGGCAUUCCAAUCGACAGCACCAGAACCCGAGCAAGUACCAGUGAGGCAAGUAGAGCCAACUAGAAAGCCUGAGGAGCCCGCCGCCAAGGUGAUCCUUCCAAUUGCAAAGCGAUUACCUGCCGCGCCUCCGGUUCCAGUAGCUUCGGCUCCUGUUGCUCCAGUUGUCUCGGCUCCAGUUGCUCCAGUUGCUCCAGUUACUCCAAUUCCAGUCGCUCCAAUUCCAGUUGCUCCAACUCUGGCUGCAGCCGCAGUUGCACAACCAACUACAUCAUCGCCAACCGCGGGAGCAACGGCAGCUCCCACCUCACCGCCUCCCAGUACCCAGCAUUAUCAACCACCAGUGGCCGUGACUGCAGCCAGCCCUCCGCCCAUCUCGGCCCCGUCCUUGGAGCAACAGCAGCAAUCAACCCCGGUGCUGCCUCCUGUUGCUCGCCAGACCACCACCCCAGCAUUGUCGCCAACCUCAGCACCGGUGGCAAGUUUGCCAGUAGCAACUAGUCCUGUUUCGAUUCUGCCUCCUGUGACCACUCCGUCCCAGCGCAAAUUCUCGACCGAACAGCAGCUCCCCAAAGCCAUCCGGCAAGCAGCUCCGCCACCAGCGGCCGCUUCAACUCCCUCUCCGGCCCUGGCUGCGUCAGCCAACGAAGCCUCCUCUGUGCGCGUGUUCAAGUCUUCGUCUGGGUCGGCACCCACAUCUCUCAUUCAUCCUGGGAAGCUAGAUACCCCAGUUGGAGGAGAUUCCGUCGUUUUGCCCCGCGCCCAAUCAGCCUCUGCUUCGACCGCUACGCGUGUGUCACCCCCAGACUCCACCGCGCUGCUUUCACAGCAAGGCGACGACGGCGAGACCCGGUCAUCGGUGGACGAGCGGCCUGCGACGCGCUCAUCACACUCGAGCAGCAAUGACAAGCUUUUUGUCGCUCGCUUCUUCACCUCGCUCGAGCUGCACGCUCCACCGCAGCUUAUCGAGUCGAACAAUGUGUCGCACAUUGUAACGAAAAACCUGAUUAUGAAUGCCAUCGAUCCAGUCAAGGCGGACAAGACCCGACUUACGCAAGAGUUUGACAUGCAACGCAUUACCGUCACCCGACAUGAAAACGACCAGCGAGCCGUGACAGUCACCAAGAGCUCCGCAGAUGGCGGGAGCAGCAAUAAUCGGGCCAAUCUAUACUACAGGGAGUUGGUGCCGCUUAGUCCAAACUCGACGCCAGACACGCGCUCGUCCGCCACCUCACCGACUGGCUUCCAAUCACCACACCGAGCGCAGUCGCCACAGCCACAACCACCGUCUUCACCAGCACAGUCACUCUCCAUACAAGCCUCGCCGCCCUCUGUGAGCUCGUUUUUCCAAUCCGAUCAUUCCGAUCACUCCGACGACACAAGCUCUGACGAUCGUCCCAUUUCCACCGCCUCCGAACUGUUCCACAUUUGGCAGGCAUCCAAAUCAAGUUAAACGAUACCUAGAACCAAAGCACAUGCGCCUCUCGUAUUUGUUCCAUUUUCUUUUUGUACAUUGUGUAUGUUUAAUCGAGCUCAUUCUACUCUGUCCAGUCUACUCUCGAUGCACGCUCCCUAUGUA